CGGAUGUUUUUAAAUUUCAUUUGGCAUUUCCAAAGCCCCAUAAAAUUAGAUGACCUUGUUAGUAGUGAAGUUUAUCGAAAUAUUCAACACGAAUAGAUCAGAUGACAUCACACUAAUACAACAAAAAGGAUACAAUGGACGGUGGUGUCAAUUUCGCUAUCGUAUUGAUUCUCACUGGUACACUACUAUGUGAAAGGAACACAUGUGUAAAUUCUGCAAUAUUAAAUGCAAAAGAAUUUACGUCAGAUCUGGAGAAAGUAACCUCAGAAUUUGACUCCAUCCAGAAAUAUUUAGACGAAGAUGUUACUUUUCAACAAAAGACAGUGAGCACCAGAAACCUUCCCGAGCUGACAGGUUCACUAGGAAAAAAGUUCGAGCAGUUCAUAGGCGCAGCCCGUCAACUUGAGAAGGCAAUUGAGGAUGAUUAUGAAAAUUUCGGUUCGAAUAAAGGGAUUGGCCAUGAACAAUGUUGUGAUUUCAAAUCAGCUGCUCGGGAUUACAGAUUCAAAACGGAGGUGGACCUAUCCAAUGUGUGUGUAAAAGUAUCAGAUUUUGCCCCAGAGAAUCAUACACGGGAAUAUAUUACUUCGAAAGUUGUUGAAGUCAUGCGGGAAAACAGCAGAAAUCUUCGCGAUCUCAGAUGGCAGUA
This is a messenger RNA of Owenia fusiformis, 649 nucleotides long. The record is from the annotation of a GenBank genome assembly. Lineage: Eukaryota; Metazoa; Annelida; Polychaeta; Sabellida; Oweniidae.